Anoplophora glabripennis (Asian longhorned beetle) is the source of this 6669-nucleotide messenger RNA. RefSeq names its product COP1-interactive protein 1 (gene mud). Bases 1 to 6594 code for a protein of 2197 amino acids. NCBI's taxonomy places the organism in Eukaryota, Metazoa, Arthropoda, Insecta, Coleoptera, Cerambycidae. The transcript is spliced from 10 exons. The record is from RefSeq and is a predicted model, not a curated record.
AUGGAUUGUAAGAAAUGGGAUCGCAUUUUAGUGGACUGGGUAAAUUGUUUGAAAUUAUGCAAACCUAUUCAAAAGUUAGAUGAGUUAAAAGAUGGAAUAUUCUUUACAAAUUUGCAAAAGCUUUUGAGGAAAACUACCGAAAUAGAUACAGAUGUGCUAACAUGCCUAUUUCGAGUACUGAAUCAACAUUAUCCUGAUUUUAUCAUAGAUAAUAAGGCGAAUAUUCACCUUACCGACCUAUCUCCAAGCGAAUUAUCUACGAUUACUUCUCUCUUGCUUCACUACACAUGUAUACAUGACAGAAGAGAUGUUCUGACUUCUCCUUUAUGUUAUAAUUUGCAACAGAUAACUCAGAUUUGUAUAAAGAAUUUUCUUGAGAAAAUUCAAGUAUGCUCGAAAAUUACAAACGAAGAGUUAAUAAGUAUAAUUCAGUGUUGUGUGAAUGAGAUAGAAAAAAAACCUGAUAUAUCUUGCCAUUUACUAGCUGUUGUAAAUUCGCCGAUUAAUAAAAAGAGUCCUUUACAGGAUCUUUUGAAAACUCCCGCAAGUAAGAAUGUUAGAUUACUGGAGAAGGAAAGAGAGUUAAAUAAAUUAAAGACAGAAUUGGAAUUGGUUCAGGACGAAAAGGAAUCUUUAGAAGAAGAUUUAAAAUUGCAAAUUGAAAAUAAUACUAGAUUGGAAAAGCAGUUACUCCUGAAAGAAACAGAAAUAUCAAGGUUAAGAAGUGAGGUUUUGGUUCUGGAAGAUAGAACACCACCUCAUUAUCAAGAUAAGGAUUCCAGAGAAACUCAGAGAAUUUUAAGAACAAAAAUAGAGAGCUUGGAACAGAUAUUGGAACAGUGCGAUAAAGAAAUAAAAGAACUUAUAGAUGAAAGAGAUGCUGAAAAAUCUCAGGUUAAAACUUUGGAGGCACAAUGCAAACUGUGGUUAGAGAAAUUCAUAGAAAGUGAUAACAAACUGCAGUGUCUCUCGGAAGAGUCAAAAGAACGGGACACUAAAUUUAUAAAUCUCAGUGCCCACUGUCGUGAAUUAGAAACUUUGUUAGACGAGCUGAAAGGUGAAAACAAGAAUGACAGUUUUAUUGAAGAAAGCUUUCAGAGUCUUGGUAAUUUGGACAUUACGAGGAAAAACAUGGAGCCGUUACCUCCUUCUGAUGAGGAUCUUGCACAUUCCGUUGUUGAUAUACAGCUGAAGGAUGUUCAAAGAGAAAACGAACAGCUUAAAUCCGCACUUUCUGAAGCAGAAACUGAUUCAGAAAGAUUAAAAGAAAAUAUUAGUAAACUUCUGCAAGACUUAGAGUUACUGAAAACUGAGAAGAAUGAUUUUCAGGAUGCGUUGAAGAAGAGAAACAGUGAUUGUGAAGAACUGGCUUUGGAACAUGAAAACUUAGAAAUGCAAUAUAAAAUAUUAUUUGAACAAAAUGCAACUGUUACGAAACAAAAAGAAAAACUAAGCGAAGAAUUGGAAGAAUUUUUAAAGAAACAUGAACAUAUUGUCCUUGAACUGACAGAAGCCUUACAAAAAAUUACUGAUGUGUGUCAACAACUGGAAAGGGUGCAAUCCGUGAAGGAAGAAGUUUCUAAUAAACUUGAUUCAAAAGUAAAAGAAUUGGAAGCGGCAUUAUUGGAGAAGCAAGAAAUUUUCGGUAAGCUGCAGCAAGUGACAAACGAGAAUGCAGAAAAUCGCGAAAAUUUAGAAAUUGAGAAAUUAAAAAAUAAAAAGAUUUCCAAAGACCUUGAGAACAUAUCGGACAAAUUAAAAGUCACUGUUGAAGAGAAGAAGAAAAUGGUUGAGGGAUUUGAAACAGAACGGUUGGAAAAGAAACAGAUUUCAAAAAGUUUAGAGGAAGCUUUACGAGAUUUGAAUGAUGCGAUUUGUGCAAAAAAUCAGAUUAUACAAAAGAAGUCGGUUAUUUUGGAACAACUUGAUAAAUUCAACUCGAAGAUGAUACAAGCAAACGAACAAAUUUGCUCUAUUACCAAUGAAUUACAAUCACUUACUUUAGAAAGAAAUAGUCUUCAAGAGGAACUGGACAAAGUUGUUAAAGAAAAUUGUGAAAUUUGUGAUAAUCUGGGAAAUCUCUCCAAAAAUUUAGAAAAGGUCUUCUACGAAAAGCAAGAAAUACUUGAAAAAUUCGAAGAGAAAUCUGAAGAAAUGGAAAAAGUGCUUUCCGAAACAAACGUACUAACUGAAACGUUAAACAAGGUCAGUGAAGAAAAAUUGCAUUUAUUCGAAAAAUUAAACAAAAUUCAGUCAGAAUACAGUGACACAGAAAACAAACUCAAAAUAGUCUCAAAGAAUUUACGUGAGGUGCUUCUUGAGAAAGAACAUCUUCUCAAAAAUGAAGAACUAUUGACUUCCCAUUUGGAAAGUGUUACAUUCGAAAAAGAAAUUUUAUCCAAUAGAUUAAAUGAUGUAUUUACGGAGAACUUAAACGUUUCUGAAAAACUUAAAAAUGCAAACGUAGAAAACAAGAAGUUGUCUGAAAAUAUAGAUCAACUUAAUCAAGAAAAUAAACAACUUUCUGAACAACUAAACAAUAUUGCUAACGAGAAAAACGAUUUAUUUAAAAGUUUAAUGGAAAUUACUAAAGAAAAGGACAAAGCUAAUGAAAAUUUGGCUAUUCUUAAAUUAGAGAAAAAUGCCACAGAUGAAAAUUUACAAGAAAUGUUUGCAAAAUUAAACGAACUUAACAAGGAAAAGGCACAGUUCUUUGAGGAAUUAGAGAGCAGUAAACUUGAAAUUAUUCAAACAAGGAAAAAACUGGACGCAACAUUAAGCGAACACCAAGAACUUGUUCUAGAAAAAGAGAAGGUUUUGGAAGAAAUUAAAAUUUUAAAUACAAAAUUAGAAAUAAACGCCAAUGAAAAUAAUGAAUUAUCUAUUAAAUUAGAUAAAGCUCUUCUAGAAAAUUCGAAUAUUUAUAAGCAGCUAGACGCAUCUGAGAUUAAAAUGAAAACAACCAUCGGAAAUUUGAAUCAAGUGCUACAAGACAAAGAACAACUUCAUUGCCAAUUAGAGAGUAUUAUUAAAGAGAAAAACUCGCUAUCCGAUAAUUUAAAUGAAAUUUUAUCUGAAAAAGACAAGACGGAUAAAGAACUGGACAAACUAAAAAGUGAAAAUCAAACAAUGUCGGAAAAUCUACAAAAAAUUUCAGAAGAGUACAAAGCUGCUAAUCAUACGCAAGAUCAGAUGUCUGAAAAAUUACAGCUUGUGGAAGAGACGUUAAGUGAAUAUAUUUUAGAGAAUAAUCAGUUAUGUGAGAAAGUAAAACAGAUGUUAGAAGCAGAAGCGCAACAUAAUGAAAGAAUACAGAUCAUGAGAUCAGAGAAAAUAGACAUCGCACUAGGUUUAAAAGAAUACUGGCAAAAGUUAGAAGGAAUCGUCCCAGAUAAGUGCCCAAACUUCGAAAUUUCUGAAGAGAAACAAGAACUUCAGCAGAUAAUUACGCAAACGUUGGAGACGAUAACUUCACUAUUAGAAAAUGUUGUUUCCGAGAGAAAUAGUUUCGAGGAAAAAAAUUUAGAUAUAUCUCAGAAAUUACAUAUAUUGGAAGAAAGAUUAACGGAAUCAGAUGAAGAGAAAUCCCACAUCUGUGAACAAUUAAAGUCUGUUGCUUUAGAAAAAUCAAAUAUAUCAAGUAAAUUGAAUGAAACUGUUGAAGAAAGACAGAAAAUUAGCGAAGAUUUUAAAGAACUAUGUCAUAAACUAAAAGACCUGUCUGAUGAAUUAAAAGUAAUAAAAUCUGAAAGAGAACUGCUUUUGGAAAAUUUAAAAAUAGUUACCGAAGAAAAACGUAUUACCACUGAAAAAUUAGAAAAAACUCAAGCCGAAAAAGACCAAGCUGUUGAGAAUUUGUCACAUAUUUCACGGGAAAAGGAACAGGAAUUGCAAGACCUUGAUAUUAGGAAUAAAGACCUUCUAAAGAAAUUAGAAACAGUUACUUUAAAAAAUGAAAGAUUGACGGAAAAAAUAGAAGUGCUCCUAAAGGAAAAAGAUAAAACUUGUACAGAAUUACAAAUCAUGAUUUCAGAGAAACAAGAAAUACUAGACAAGUUGGCGAAUGCUAUGAAAGAUAAAACUGAAAUGUUGAGUAAAGUCAAAGAGGCUCUAAAAGAAAAGAACGACAUAUGUGAGCAGUUGCAAAAUGUUAUACGUGAAAGGGACGAAUUGGAGAGACUCAUUGAAGAAAAUAACGAGAAGUCUGACGAGCUUUUACAAGAAAAACAGGUUAUUUCCAAGUUUUUAGACCUCAAUACCAGUCAACUGCGAAAGGUAAGUCAAGAAAAAGAAGAUAUUCUAGAGGCACUUGAAAUGAGCAACAAAGAAGUUGAAAAGAUUUUACAAGAAAAAAACGAAGUAAUCGAACAAAUGUCGCAAGAGAAAAUUCAUCUGCUGGAACAGCUUACUAGAAGAUCCGAAGAAAAAAUCGAGCUGGCCGAAUCUUUACAAUUAAGCAAAAAGGAACUAGAGGCUGUACUAAAGGAAAAAGAUGAUUUUUCUAAACAAAUUUGUGUACUAACUAAUGAGUGCAAAACAUUAGAAAGAACUUUGGAAGAAUUACAGAACAGAUCAGAAAAAGUAUCUCGAGAAAAAGAUAACAUUUCGGAACAAUAUGAAAGGAUUUGUAAAGAAAAAGCCGAAUUUUCCGUACAACUCGAUAAAGUCUCCCAAGAAAACGUGGAUAUAAAAGAACAAUUGUUUAUAACUUCGCGAGAAAAAAUGCAGUUAAUCCAGUCCUUACGAGCUAUUAAAAAUGCACUGGGCACAACAGCUGAAGAAACAGAAGGUUAUGAAGAAGUCAUCAAGAAAAAGAUACUAACGAUGCAGUCUCUUGAAAUCAGAAACAAAGAAUUUUCGGUGGAACUGGAAGCUAAAUCUAAAACAAUACAAAAUUUAGAAAAGCAACUUGAACGUGCCCUUAAAGAAGAACCAAAAACAGAGUGUCGUCUUCCAGAACACAAAGACAUAUUAGAGACGAUUAAUAAGCUGUCCAGAGAAAAAAUCGAACUUGCUGAUUCCUUAGACCUCAUAACUAAAGAACUAGAAAAACUGUCACAGGAGAAGCACGACUUAGCGGAAACUUUUGAAAAGACUUGCGCCGAGUUACAAAAAGUGAAAAAGAAUAGAAACGAGAUCCUGGAAAGCCAAACGAAAAUAAUGAAAGAAACGGAAAACAACAUACUGCUUGCUCACGAAAACGCAAUAGAAGUAAAAAAUGAUUUAAUAAAACGUAUCGAACUUGCGGAGAACGAAAAACAAAACUUAAAGAAGCAUUUGGAAAGUGAUUUGCAAGUGAUGAGGCAGGCGUACGCCAAUGUUGUCAGUACAAACUCGAAAUAUGAAUUGGAGAAUGUGAACCUGCGUAAAAAAAUCGAGGAUAAGAAUAAACAGUUAGCUGAUUGUGCACAAAUUAAAGAAGCCUAUGAGAAAUUAUUGGAGGAAAACAACAAGUUAAUGACAGAAAUUGAUACCAUAAAAUACAAAAGGGAGAGGGACAGAGAGGAUUUCACAAAUUUAUUGAAGAAACAACGGAUGGAAGCCAACUCGAAAGAAAGUAAAAAAAUCAGGGAAGUCCGGAAUGACUAUGAAGCAAAACUAGAGAAGAUGAAGGACAAAAUGCUGAAACUGUACAGAGAGGAAAUCAACAAAGAAAUGGCUAAAGUCAAGGCGGAACAAAAUGAAACGACGUAUUGUCAGAAAACUAUAAAUGAGCUCAAAAGUAGCUUAUUUGAAGCAGAACAGAAAAUUCACCUUAUUGAAACAGAGCGAGAUAUGCGUCAUAUAAAGGAAUCCAAGAGAGAGUCUGAGAACAAUAGUGUAAGUACUGCGCAGCACAGUGCUGUGUCUAAGAAUACCAAAAAUCAACCAGACUUCAAUCAACUCACGAGGAGAACAAAAAGUUCAACCAUGAUACAAGUGCCUGGUCAGAAGGGUGAACGAAAGAUGGCGACGUUACCCAGGUCGAAUUUUACAGAGGUCCAGGAAACAGUUACAAUUUCUAGGAGGACCUCAAUCACUGGGGUACCAAGCAGUAUUGGCCAUAAUAUUGAAAUGGAAGACGAAGAAGAUGAUCUCUUUAAUAACAAAUAUUUGGUAGAUCUAAAAGAGGGACGUUGCACACUACCUUUAACAGGUCGUGAAUCUAACGCUAAUAGGUUUUCUGAGCUGGCUUGGAGAAAUUCAUUGGUGCCGCCUCACCUAAAGAGCUCUUAUCCAGCUGAAACGCAAUUUCUCAGUCCGACACAUUUUAAAGAAGAUGAUAUUAAGAUGGGCAAUGUCGAGGGAGAUGACAGCAUGUGUCGUCUCCUUCCUGGAGAAAAACCACGCCAAAGAAAAGACAUUGGUACAACCUCUUAUAAGAAGCCAGGCCCGCCCACUCCGAGCAAGAACGGAGGACGUUUGUCUUUACAAGGCAAUGAAAUACAACCUCUCAGGGAACAUAACGACAAAACCCCUAAAAAAGUGACCCCGAGCAGAAUCAAAGCACUUUUCAUGGGACGUCCCAGCAGCAACAGUUUGAGGGAAAACUCUGAGAAUCAGAGUGUCACACCCAGGACCAAACGGUUAAGUAUAUUUAGAAAACAAAGAUAAACAUUCAAUUUCUGUAAAUAGUCUUAUAUUUAUUUUUUUAUAAUUAAUGAUUUUUAAUGAUUUAAUUAAUGUUUG